AGGCGAGUGGUCGGAGCCAAUCAAGUUCCAGAGCAAGGAUGCGCGUGCCUCCAGCAACCCUACUCUUGAAGCAGGUGAGACCAUGUCCAUUGGAGGAAUCCCGACAGAUAGCUGGGUCCUGGGCGUGAAGGAGACGAGCCUGCAGCCCUUACUCUCCUUCCGAGUCCCUGCGGAGGCUGAAGAAGAAGAGACCAGGUGGUCGAAUCAGGUGGCGCUCUCAGCUGUCGGUGAUAGCGUGCUUGCCCUGCCACAUCUGGUGGGUGAGCAGCCAUUGCUGGUGAGAGCCUCCAUCCAGUUGGAGGGUGCGAUGCUGUUCUUGGUCCUCUCCAGGGGAUAUUGGCCCUUUGAGAUUGAGAAUCGCUCAAAUCGACACUCAGUGGUCUUCCACCAAGAGGGCACCGACUUCAGCCAGGAGUGGAUCUUGCGACCCUGCGAGGUGCGUCGCUUUGUUUUCCCAGACCCUGAGAAGCCCAAGACCCUCGAAGGGCGUAUCUUGGGAGCAGGGCAAGAGCUCGUGUGGGCACUCAGGAAAUACAGCGGUGGCAGGUUCAAAGCGUCGAAGAAAAAGAACUCCGGCUGAGCCCAGCUAGGCUUGUUGCCUUUCUUCCAUGGUUUGCUUGAGGUCUUCC
Messenger RNA from Durusdinium trenchii, 629 nucleotides. NCBI's taxonomy places the organism in Eukaryota, Dinophyceae, Suessiales, Symbiodiniaceae. The record is from the annotation of a GenBank genome assembly.